UUUCUUUUGUUAAAGUGGUGUACAAAAAUCAGAGUAGCUGCUGGCGAUCCUCUUUUUUAUCAUUGUAGUUUCUAUCCAGCUUUAUUUUUGUGAAGGGCAGGAGAGCAUCAGACCAAGUUAGGCAUCACACAGAGAGACAGUUUAACUUUAAUUUUUCCUUCCAAUACAUUUCUGGUGACUGUCAGAUUUGAGCACAACAAUGCCUCAGUGCCUAGCAUAUGGAUGCAAGAUUCGCAGAGACAGCCUGCCACCAGGAGUUAGUUUCCACAGAUUUCCACGAGAUGCUCAGCUUUGCACUCGUUGGACUGUCAACUGCAGAACAGAUGUGGGAAACAUUGCCAAAUUUGUAAAGGAGGAAGUAAGCAGUAAAAAAGCUCGACAUUUUUUGUGCUCGCUACAUUUUGAGGAGAGCCAGUUUGAACUUAAUUAUAUGCACGAGCUUCUUCCAGAUGAACUGAGACCACGUCGGCCAGUUCGACGACUGCUUAAGGAUGCUGUUCCUACACUAUUCUCAUUUUCAACAUCAACCCCGCGGACAAGUUCAGUUCGGAGACUUCGUCACAAACAGCAGAAAAUGAUGAUUGAUGAACUUCUGACAACACCCCAGCCAACAUUGGAAGAUAUAGUGCGGGAACAGCUGCCUGUCCGAAGCAUGCAACAACAGCAGCAUGCUAAGUGGCACAACCCUCAGGCUAAGGUGAUGCAACAGAUGCCAGAGAAAGAGGAAGUCAUUCAACCAGCAAGGGGAAAGUGUGAUAAUGAGGAUCACAUAGAUGUGGCAGAAAUCUAUGCAGAAGUUGUUCUGGACUACAUGGGCAUAGGCACAGUGCAGAGUCACAAUUGGAUUCAGAAGAAGAAUGUUGCUUGCCAAACGAAGUUCCAUCGGAAAAGAUGCAGUGUGGGGGUUCAGACCAAGUUUGUACAUGCUCAAGCUCAUCCUGGGAAAAUGAUUGAUGCUGCAACGCAAUUUCCAGAUUUGGAACGUCAACAUUGGUAGACUAUACUUUUACUGCUAGGCAGCAGUUGCCAUACAGACCAAAGGAUUAACCUCAUUGACCGCAGAGUAAAAUGUUAGGGUAAACUUGUGUCAUAACUUUGCCUCUUACAGCUUUGUAUGUUCAUCAUAAAGCUUUACUUGAUUCAGUUUUAAAAAUAAAAUGGCAAACAUAGA
This is a messenger RNA of Protopterus annectens (West African lungfish), 1171 nucleotides long. RefSeq names its product 52 kDa repressor of the inhibitor of the protein kinase-like. The record is from RefSeq and is a predicted model, not a curated record. Gene Ontology annotation, molecular function: sequence-specific DNA binding. NCBI's taxonomy places the organism in Eukaryota, Metazoa, Chordata, Ceratodontiformes, Protopteridae. The transcript is spliced from 5 exons. Bases 200 to 997 code for a protein of 265 amino acids.